Astyanax mexicanus (Mexican tetra) is the source of this 1895-nucleotide messenger RNA. It is a transcript of the gene stk26, whose product is annotated as serine/threonine protein kinase 26. The coding region runs from base 468 to 1706 and encodes 412 amino acids. NCBI's taxonomy places the organism in Eukaryota, Metazoa, Chordata, Actinopteri, Characiformes, Acestrorhamphidae. The record is from RefSeq and is a predicted model, not a curated record. Gene Ontology annotation, molecular function: protein kinase activity; ATP binding. The transcript is spliced from 11 exons. Gene Ontology annotation, biological process: protein phosphorylation.
UGUGUGUGUGUGUUGGGCUCCACCCGACGGGCCCAGCAGAAAACAAGUUACACCGCAGGUUCAAACAUGGCGUCCGCAGCACUCUUCUGAAGUCGAAGUUUAUCCAGCCUCACUUUAAAGCAUGUAACGGAGCGCUGGCCGCUUACUCAAACACCCGGGAACUGCUUUAGGAAGCGUACAGGUCGAGUUGACCGAGGAAGCCAUGAUAAUUCGCGGUCGUGUGUUACUUUAAAAGUUGAGAGUUUGCGGGUUGAGCGCUGGCUAGGUUAGCCAACUCGUUAGCAACAGCUAAGCUAGCUAGGUUAGCUACCUACUGAGGCAGCCUGGUGGCUAACCAGCCUGAGGACUUCGGCGGACUAAGAGAGAGAGAGAGAGAGUUAACGGGUGAUUUAAAGAGUUGGAGGACUUAAGUUAGAGGAAAAAGCAGUGGAAGAACUCUUUGGCUGUGCUCUGAGGACUCAGCGAAGAUGGCCCAGUCGCCGGUAGCUGUUCAGGUUCCUGGAAUGCAGAACCCUCGAGCAGAUCCUGAGGAGCUGUUCACCAAACUUGAGCGCAUCGGGAAGGGCUCAUUUGGGGAGGUCUUCAAGGGCAUUGAUCGCCGCACACAAAAUGUGGUGGCUAUCAAAACGAUUGACCUGGAGGAGGCAGAGGACGAGAUUGAGGACAUCCAGCAGGAGAUAACCGUCCUCAGCCAGUGCGACAGUCCUCACGUCACAAAGUACUAUGGCUCAUAUUUAAAGGGCAGUAAGCUUUGGAUCAUAAUGGAAUAUCUUGGAGGGGGUUCUGCUCUAGACCUGCUGCGGGCAGGGCCCUUUGACGAGUGCCAGAUAGCCACAAUGCUAAAGGAGAUUUUAAAAGGCCUUGACUACCUGCAUUCAGAGAAAAAGAUUCAUAGGGACAUCAAAGCUGCCAACGUGCUGCUGUCAGAGUCUGGUGAGGUGAAGCUGGCGGACUUUGGUGUGGCGGGACAGCUCACAGACACACAGAUCAAAAGGGAGACGUUUGUGGGAACGCCUUUCUGGAUGGCCCCAGAGGUCAUCCAGCAGUCUGCAUACGAUUCUAAAGCUGAUAUCUGGUCUUUGGGGAUCACCGCUAUUGAACUGGCCAAGGGAGAGCCACCAAACUCAGACAUGCAUCCCAUGCGUGUUCUCUUCCACAUCCCUAAGAACACACCCCCCACCCUCAACGGCGACUUCUCCAAAUCCUUCAAGGAGUUUGUGGACUCCUGUUUGAACAAAGACCCUACGUUUAGGCCAACAGCAAAGGAGCUCCUGAAGCACAAGUUCAUUGUAAAGAAUGCCAAGAAGACAUCCUACCUCACAGAGCUGAUAGACAGGCUGAAGCGCUGGAAAGCUGAAGGCCACAGUGAUGGAGAAUCCAGUUCAGACUCUGACUCGGAGUCCAGCAGUAAGGACAGCGACUCAUCCCCCGAGUGGUCCUUCACCACUGUCCGAAAGAAGAAGCAACCUGACAAUCAGUCCAAUGGAAUGGACCAAGAGGUACAGAAAAAAUCUGCCAGCUUAGCCACAGUCAUAGGUCCGGUAUUUACUGAGCUGAAGCUGCAGCACAGGGACGGGGAUGUGAAGAGGAGUGUGAUUGAAGACCUGGAGAAAAGUCUGCAUGCUGCUGAAGACGUCUGUCCUGGGGUUACAGACAGGAUGAUCAGUCACAUCCUAGAGAGAGUGCAGAGGUUCUCUGUGAGUUAGUUUGGCUGUGGAAUAAAGGCACACAGACGACUACGGAGCUGGAUGACUGAACAAUUCGUCAGGCUUCUACAAUCUCAGCUCUUCCUGUUCACUGAACAUGAACACAUACAUACACACACAAACACACUCACGCUCCCUCUUUACAUACAGGGACAGGAGGGACGCGGGUUGCACACACACUAUUAAAAC